This is a messenger RNA of Hydractinia symbiolongicarpus, 2514 nucleotides long. RefSeq lists its product as uncharacterized. The coding region runs from base 126 to 1247 and encodes 373 amino acids. NCBI's taxonomy places the organism in Eukaryota, Metazoa, Cnidaria, Hydrozoa, Anthoathecata, Hydractiniidae. The transcript has 5 exons. The record is from RefSeq and is a predicted model, not a curated record.
UGAAGAAAUGUUUCAACUCCGGAAAACCAAUGUAGUAACCUAAACACAUUUAAUUCGUGUGAAGUCAUCGUUAUCUUCAGUUUCUUUGAAAGCAAUUGGUUGAAGUGACGCAAAACGGUAACAACAUGCUUCUCUAUUCAGUAUCAUCAAUUCUUUUUGCGUUGAAUGAAAUUCAUACGCAUGCAAAUGUUAAGGUAGUCGAGCUUCCAAACAAUGUAACAUUGACAGCAACAUACGCAAGUUUUAAAAAACAUGAAAAUGUCACAAUUUAUGGAGUUGAAAUUAAAAUUUUAAAAGUACAAACCAAAGCUCAGUGUGCAUCUCAAUGCAUAAGUACAGAAGAAUGUAACACCUUUGCUAUACGUAAGAAUACACCACCACCAUUUUAUUGUGGAUUGUUCAAAGGAAAUCUUGAUACCAAUCAUUACCACACCAUGGAUCAUGUUGAUUUCGAUUUUUAUGAAACACAGAACAUGUGUACAAUGAAUCCAAUGAUAUGUGAACAUGGAAGUGUGUGUAUUCCAAACUUCAACAACAACACCUACUAUUGCAAAUGGUGUUUUUCACCUUACUAUGGUAAAAAUUGCAAUUUGACAGAUGGUUUGGUCAAUAACACUACCAUACCAGAAGAUAUCCUUACUGGGAAGAAUGCAUCUUGUAAGAGUUUACGAAAAUAUUUUGGCCAACUUCAGCAUCAUGUAGCUUAUGAUACUUAUCCUUGGCGUGAUUGGAGAAUUGUUCGUGUUGUAUGUUCAGGAGGUGGACGUACACGUAUAGCAAAAAUAAAUAACGGCGAACCAAAUCUCGUUUCAACUCUUACAAAGCUAUCAAGUAUUCAAGGAAAACAAAUCAGAAUAAGUACAACGGUGUUAAACGUUCUUUACAAACUCACUCGGUUUAAACGGUUUGUAUUUGCUUGUACAGAAGGCGAUCAGUAUAAAAAUAUCUUAACAAUGGAUACUCCCACUAAAAAUGUGGUAAACAUGUUAAAAUAUUUCAUUGGUGAAUCAAAUGUUAUACCUAAUUCUUGUAAAACAAUCGUAACAGGUGUUUUAGAUUGUGAAGAAAUGAAAGGAAAGAAAUGGUCAACAGAAGGUAUCGACUUUGAAUCCAGGAUAUACAACCAGGUUGUUCGAUAUGCAUCAGAUGCAACAAAAGGAUAUAGUGUGGAAGAUCAUAAAUACGGAUGUUUUAAUCACAUUGGUGAAUAUAAAAGUACCGACACUUAUUCAAUAUGGGUUAUUUAAACGAAGCACAUUGCUUAGAACAGCGAUAUGAAAUGAAACACAAAGAUCAUUAAAAAUAAGUUAAUUACGACAUAAAAAGUCAAGAAACGAAAUUUCGUAUUGGAAGAACUUUCAAUUUAACAUUAAUUUAUCUUAAGUUUAACCUUUAAUUUAUGCAAAAAUUAAAAAUUUAUGCAAAAAUUGAUAACUUAUGCAAAAAUGACUAAUGGAUGAUCUUACAACAAAUCAAACUAGAUCAAAAGUGGGAAAUCACCGAACAUUUAUGCAAAGAUUGUUAUGUUUUAACAUAUAUGUACCAACGAAAUAGUACGCAAUAUAGCUACCAUACAUAAAUCUCAUUCAAUUUGAAUUGAUGAAAAUAGUCAGUGGACCGUGGUAAAAUCUACGGGUUCGCCCUUUAAUACCUCAUUGCGUACGUCUCGUAUUAUUAUAUAGAUAUACAUUUGCAUACACUUUUAGUUCGAAUUACGAAACACUUUGCUGCACGCAUUCUUUUGCAAUAGUGCUCUGAUAAGAAUGUGUGAACCUAAUUUCAAAAAGGUCCUGAAUUUAGCUAGAAAAUAAAAUUGUUUAUGCCUACAAUCUAUGGCUUCCCCUUCGCCCCUCUAUCAUAGAUCCACAUGGUCCUUCAGAAUAUGAAUUUUGAAUAAAAGCAGACUCUUCUCUUUCAUGUCAAUUGAUGCUUCUUCGCUCUGUGACAUUGAAUAUACAACCUUAUCCAGAAAAUUAACAAGGUACAAAAUGAACGGUUACGAAAUGAAAACAUAAGAACUUAAUGCGAAGGCUUAUAACAACUUAGCACGACUUAGCUCAACUUACUUGCAAAAAGCAGUAAAAUAACGCGAAUCAGGAAAUAUGGUCCUUUUAUUCUGAGAAUAGGUUUAUUCACUAGCAGUUUCUCUUCUGUCCUUCAAAAGGUUUAGCUAAAGUAUCAAUUGCCCUAGGUCCUGCCUUAAUGAAGGUUGGUUAGUGUACCGUAUCAGGAUAUUUCUUUGCUUUAAUCUCACAACAUGCAUGUGUGUGAAAAACCUAUAUUUUUAUUACAGGUUUUAAGUUAAUUUUUAAUGUUCUUUAACGUCAUGGAUAUCUACGUUAUACUUUAAAGGGGACUCGAGGUAUUGAACUUAUAUUAAAAAGCCAUUGGUUCAUCAGCAAAAAAUGAAGAGACCUGGGACGAGCAAAUGAGUGUCAUUAUGGCAAUAUAUUUAAUGGUAAUCAAUUCACCUUUAUGAUAUCUAUGCAUCGAUUGAAUUUAAAUGCAAUUUCC